CCGUGCCACCCUCCGGACGGACUCCGACAUCAAGGCACAACAGAAAGUGUUCAACAAAGUUUGACGAGCCAGAGAGUCGGAUAUUCGGAUUUGGUUGAUUUAAUAAGUGAAGAUUUGAAUUAAAUCAAAAUUAAAAGAUUGAAUUCAACAGUUAUUUCCAUCCGUCUACUUCAAAUACCCCAAUCCAUACCAUCAACAACCUCACACCUUACCACCUCACCACCUCGCACAUAACCAUCAUGUCCCCCUCCACCCUCACCCGCGCUCUGCGCUUCAACCCAACCUCUAUCAACAAAUUCGUUUCCUCGACUUCUUCUUCCAGCAGCGCCGCAUCUCGUUUCUUCACUUCCAACGCCUCGUCUGCGCGCCAAUACUCCACAUUCAGAAAUGCAUUUGCACGAACUCGUUUUGCGGGAAAGCAAGCAAAGAGAUUUCAAAGUACAGAGGCUGCUGCUGCCACUGCGACUGCGCAAGUCAGUUGGUUCAAGAAAAUGUGGGAUAGUCCGAUUGGUGUGAAGACUGUCCAUUUCUGGGCUCCUGUCAUGAAGUGGGCACUCGUCUUAGCCGGUAUCUCAGAUCUUGCUCGUCCCGCCGAGAAGCUCUCUCUCACCCAGAAUGCUGCCCUCACUGCCACUGGUAUCAUCUGGACUCGAUGGUGUUUAAUCAUCAAGCCAAGAAACAUUCUCCUCGCAACCGUCAACUUCUUCCUCGGCAUGGUCGGUGUCGUCCAAGUCACCCGUAUCCUUCUCCAUCAACGCAGCGAAAAGAACAAAUCCCUCACCGAUAAAGCAGCAGAGGUCGGCCACGAAGUUAAGGGAAAGGUCGAGAAUGCUAUCAAAUCAUAAAUUUAUAACUCGCGAGAAAGAUAUGACAUAGGAGAAUAGCUCUUCCCCCAUGGAUAGCCAAAGGAACUCCUCGUAGAGAACUGAAAACAAGUGCAUACUAAAGUUCCAAAAAGAGCAAAUUUGCGAACUUUCUUUUCCACCUUUCGUUCGUCCUAGCGAAUAGGUAGACGAAGAAAACCAGAAUUGAACAAAACGUAGUACAGAGAAUUUCCUUGGUGCGAGGCUUCUUUCUUAUUCGCCUUUUCUUUUUUUUCUUCUUCUUGCAAUGCGCUGCCAUACAAUGCGAAAUCUACAUUCUGAGGUAUAUGAAAGGGGGGUAAAGUAAAUUUCGAUGAAUUAAUCAGUAGUUCAUUAUAGAUAGCUUUAGCGUGGAUGAGUGUGAAGGAUGGAAGAGGAGAGCUGGAAUUGUACAUUACUAUACCUAAGUUUUAUCAAUUCGAAAAUUCUUACUUUCUUUCCCUGUUA
Messenger RNA from Botrytis byssoidea, 1310 nucleotides. RefSeq lists its product as uncharacterized. Bases 240 to 845 code for a protein of 201 amino acids. Gene Ontology annotation, molecular function: pyruvate transmembrane transporter activity. The record is from RefSeq and is a predicted model, not a curated record. The transcript has 5 exons. Gene Ontology annotation, cellular component: mitochondrial inner membrane. Gene Ontology annotation, biological process: pyruvate import into mitochondria. NCBI's taxonomy places the organism in Eukaryota, Fungi, Ascomycota, Leotiomycetes, Helotiales, Sclerotiniaceae.